GUGGGUUAUCAGUCGGCAGAACAUCUUGGUCGUGAACGGAAACGCAAGUCCCGGGUCGUGGUAACGUGUAGAUCGAGGAACACAGAAAUCGGGAGUGAAAAAACGCUAAUGUCUCUAUGCUAGCUAAUAGCUCACUCGCUCGCGGAUCGCUUUUUCGUACAAUCACCGGUAGUAGAAAGAUAAUAUCCGGAGGCGCACUCCGACGAUACAUAACAUCCGCGAGACCUGGUAAGUUGCAAUCGCACGAUGACCGCGACCGCGCCAAGGUAAACGCCAGCAAGGAGGUCACGGCGCCGGUGAAUUGUGUUAAGUGCGCCAAGGCGAACUUAUCCGCCGUCGAGGUGGCCCAUCUCGCGCCGUUACGGCAGUGCAUUCGACGGCGAACGACGCACGCCCCGGCGGUAUAGAAUUUCUAACGGUCUCUCCCGAUAUCGAAAACCUGAGCAAGAGGAGUGCUACGAGUCCUCGUACGUCGUUAGAGUAAUAAAACUUCCGAGACGAGAGAGAAAGAGAGAGGCGGGUAAUAGGGCGCGAUAGAAGGAGAGAACUGCCGGGAUGCUGCACGAGGAGCUCCAACGGGGCUCCAGCUAACACGUGGCGAUUACACACGCUACUCUGCAGUCGUGAGGGCAAGACGGUGUUACGUCGUGAGAGGCUGGGACCUCCAGGAUGCCAGGGGUGUGGAAGUUGCUACGUACGCUGAUCUAUAUGGUGGUUGGCCUGAGGAGCGUCAGUAGCAACAGUGACAUUUGGCCGCUGGAGAGACCGGAGGGGAUGCCGGCCAUCCAGUCCUUGGAAGUGAUGUGCGGAAAAGAUCACAUGGACGUGCAUCUCUCAUUUUCGCAACCCUUCGAGGGUAUCGUUUCGUCCAAGGGUCAGCACGCGGAUCCGCGAUGCAUCUACGUUCCACCGUCUACCGGCCAGACGUUCUUCUCCUUCCGGAUAGCUUAUGCGAGAUGCGGUACGAAACCGGAUAUGCACGGACAGUUUUACGAGAAUACCGUGGUGGUCCAGUACGAUAAGGACCUUCUCGAGGUUUGGGACGAGGCUAAACGAUUACGGUGCGAAUGGUUCAACGAUUACGAAAAGACCGCGUCGAAACCGCCGAUGGUUAUCGCGGACCUUGACGUCAUACAGCUGGACUUUAGAGGCGAUAACGUGGACUGCUGGAUGGAAAUUCAGCAUGGAAAGGGCCCGUGGGCGCCGCCUGUAUCCGGAAUUGUGCCUCUGGGCUCCACUCUCACUCUGGUCAUCGCAAUAAACGAUUAUCGAGGUGAGUUCGACAUGCGGGUCAAGUCGUGCGUUGCUUCGGACGGCGGCGGUCAUACGAUACAGCUCAGCGACGAGUUCGGCUGCGUGCUAAGACCGAAAAUGAUCAGCCGAUUCUUGAAGGCCCGCGGCUCGGACGAUCGCGCGACCGUCAUCACUUAUGCCUUCUUCCAUGCGUUCAAGUUCCCGGACGCGUUAAGCGUUCACAUCAAGUGCAAAGUGGAAAUAUGUCGACACGGUUGUCUGGAUCAUUGUCAAUUAAGCGGUUCCGUGGCUCAUUACAUUCAGGAGAGGAAGGAUCAGGUACGACCACAGUAUGUAGACAGCACGUCGCCCUCGAACGACGAUAAUAGUAGCACGGAUAAGGACAACCAGGACAACGCAGGUGGGGAUCAGGGUGACAAUUCUUUGUACGAUGAUGUCAUACAGAACGGCGACGAGAUGGCGUCGAUCGGCGGGCAUUUUCUGGACGUUGAGAAGUCUAUUCCAACAGCUCAGGCACAGAAAAGCAAUCGGUUACCACCGAUUGUGACUGCCGAAACACAGCAUGAUGACGAGGUCUCUUUAGAGAUCGAUUCAUCGAAGCCGCUUAUGGAACCAUCGCCGCCAGUGACCAAAUAUGAUCAGAACGAGCAAGAUCAAUUCCCACACGGGCCGCGGAAUCUCGAGGAGGAUGGAGAUGCGAUAUCAGCGACCCCGCUCAUCGGAAGUUCUGUAACCGCUCGUCGGAAACGCUCGGUGACGGUGACGGACCGGAAGGCGCGCAGCGCUGACGUCGGUGUCAGCGGUAUAUACGAGGUCAUCUCCGAGGCGGAUCUCGCCUUCAGUCCGGAUGCGCAUGCCGAGGCGGUGACAGUUUUCCAGGGUAGGAUACGCGAGGAGGUCGUAUACGGGAUCUGCUUGCCGAUGCCGGGUUUCAGCGCGCUCUUCAUCAUCGUCGCGCUCUCGGCGGUCGUUUCCGCCCUCGUUGCCGGCGCGAUGCUGCAUCGGCUGCAAGUGCAGCGAGAAGCCACCGCCGGCAACAGGGAGAGCAAUCAGACCGAUGUGCACCCUAGCAAUAACAACGGCUGGCUGUCGUACGGUCUGCUACGCGUACGUUGCACGGCGCGAUCCGCUACUCCGCAUAGUCCAGAGGAGCUGAAGCAGACGAACGUGGUAGCUUCGCAGGUCGUUGUUGAUCAGUCGGUCGAGCGAGGCUGACGAUCAGCUUUAAAGGUGCGUUUAAGGAGAGACAAUGUGCAAUAAUACGCUGUACAAAGUAUCGUAAAUGAGUGCUCGAUCAUAUUCUAUCGAGCAGAACAAUCGGGUGCAACAUGCAGAGGUGGGGAGGAAGAAAACUAUCGGCAUUAAUUGUUCGAUUGUCUUCCUGCGAUUCGCGCGAUGACAUCCAGCUUUCGCGAAUCGCAGUCGCCGACGACCCCGUUUCUGAUAAAAUACGUAGCCUGAUCUUAGCGAAUCUAUUAGUUUUUAGCAUUAGCUUUCAUAAUAUCGUGAAUAUCGUCUUUAUUUUUUUUUUGUUUUUUUUUUUUGUUUCUUGAUCAUCAUAUUUUGAAAUUUUCAAU
Messenger RNA from Cataglyphis hispanica, 2831 nucleotides. RefSeq lists its product as uncharacterized. The record is from RefSeq and is a predicted model, not a curated record. The transcript has 9 exons. Lineage: Eukaryota; Metazoa; Arthropoda; Insecta; Hymenoptera; Formicidae. Bases 670 to 2469 code for a protein of 599 amino acids.